Messenger RNA from Protopolystoma xenopodis, 547 nucleotides. Lineage: Eukaryota; Metazoa; Platyhelminthes; Monogenea; Polystomatidea; Polystomatidae. The record is from the annotation of a GenBank genome assembly.
UUAGAUAGGAGAGCCUGCCAUCUCAGGACAUGAUUCGCUCCUCGCCUCCCCAGCUGCCGCUCUCACUACGUCCAAGCCUGACUCAUUUGCUACCGAUAUUUUGGAUACUAGCAUUUCUGAUUCCACUGAAGCGAGUAGUCCUGCUCACAUGGCCAGAGAUGCUCGUGCCUCUGGUCGGAAAGCUCUGCUGACAUGGGUUGUUAAGCUAGUUUCUAAACUUCACAAUACUGGAGUCGAGAUCCGAGAUUUCGGAACCAGCUGGCGAGACGGUCAUGCCCUCAGCACUCUAAUCCACAGCAUUGAUCCUCAUCUUAUUGAGAUCUCUACGCUGAACGAGCGCACCAACUCGGAAAACUUAGAGAGAGCUUUCCAGAUCGCCGAAGAUGAGUUGGGCAUCCCGCGUCUUCUGGACCCUGAAGACGUAGAUUUGGAGAAGCCGGACGAACGAUCAAUCAUGACCUACGUGGCUCAAUUCCUCAAGGAGUAUCCCUCCGGCCCUAUUGACAGAGUAGCUCGUCUGAAACAGGUUGGUUGCCUUUUAUUAUGA